Messenger RNA from Euleptes europaea (tarantolino), 1686 nucleotides. RefSeq names its product Wnt ligand secretion mediator (gene WLS). Bases 1 to 1626 code for a protein of 541 amino acids. Gene Ontology annotation, biological process: Wnt signaling pathway; intracellular protein transport; Wnt protein secretion. The transcript is spliced from 12 exons. NCBI's taxonomy places the organism in Eukaryota, Metazoa, Chordata, Lepidosauria, Squamata, Sphaerodactylidae. Gene Ontology annotation, cellular component: endomembrane system; organelle membrane. The record is from RefSeq and is a predicted model, not a curated record. Gene Ontology annotation, molecular function: Wnt-protein binding.
AUGGCCGGGGCAAUAAUCGAGAACAUGAGCACCAAAAAGCUCUGCAUCGUCGGAGGGAUCUUGCUGGUUUUCCAAGUCGUCGCCUUUCUAGUGGGAGGUCUGAUCGCUCCGAGUCCCACCACGGCCGUGUCCUAUCUGGCAAACAAAUGUGUAGAUGGGAGAAAGAACCAUCCGAAGUCCAAAUGGUAUUUGCCCUGGGGGUCCAAUUCGUGUAACAAAAUCAGAGACUUUGAUGAAGCAGUGAGCAAGCAGAUCGAAGCCAACGACAUUGUGUUUUCUGUUCAUGCUCCUCAUCCUCCCAAUGAGAUGAGCCCUUGGUUCCAGUUCAUGCUCUACGUUUUGCAAGUGGACAUUGCCUUCAAGAUGGACAACCAAAUUAAAAACAAUGCAGAGAUUACAUUUAAUGUGUCCUUGGGAUACCGUGAUGACAUGGUCAGUGACUGGCAAGCAAUGGCCUAUGCGGAAGAGACCCGGAAGCUCAAAUGUGACUUUCACCAUCUAAAAACUAAAGAGAAUGAAGGUAGCUUCUACGAAUGUGACGUGCUUCCAUUCAUGGAGAUUGGAACUGUUGCCCACAAAUUCUACCUUAUCAAUAUUCGGCUCCCUGUGCAUGAAAAGAAAGGUAUUAAUGUAGGAAUUGGAGAUAUAAGAGAUAUUCGUCUAGUGGGCAUCCAUCAAAAUGGAGGCUUUACAAAGGUGUGGUUUGCAAUGAAAACCUUCCUUACACCUAGCAUCUUCAUCAUCAUGGUGUGGUAUUGGAGACGGAUCACAAUGAUGACACGGCCACCUGUCUUACUGGAAAAAGUUAUCUUUGCUCUUGGGAUCUCCAUGACAUUCAUAAACAUCCCAGUGGAAUGGUUUUCUAUUGGAUUUGACUGGACCUGGAUGUUGCUGUUUGGAGACAUUCGCCAAGGAAUCUUCUAUGCUAUGCUUCUGUCAUUUUGGAUCAUCUUCUGUGGAGAGCAUAUGAUGGAUCAGAAUGAACGGAAUCGUUUCUCUAGCUACUGGAAACAAGUUGGGCCAAUUGCUGUGGGCUCCUUCUGUCUGUUUGUCUUUGACAUGUGUGAAAGAGGGGUACAAUUAAAAAAUCCAUUCUAUAGUAUCUGGACCACAGACGUUGGUACAGAACUGGCUAUGGCAUUUAUUAUUGUUGCUGGGAUCUGCCUCUGUCUCUACUUCUUGUUUCUGUGUUUUAUGGUGUUUCAAGUGUUCCGAAACAUCAGUGGCAAGCAAUCCAGCCUCCCAGCAAUGAGCAAAGCUCGCAGACUUCACUAUGAGGGGCUGAUCUUUAGGUUCAAGUUCUUGAUGCUGAUCACAUUGGCUUGUGCUGCCAUGACUGUAAUAUUUUUCAUCGUCAGCCAGGUGACCGAAGGCCAUUGGAAAUGGGGUGGCUACAUAGUUGAAUUGAAUAGUGCCUUUUUCACAGGGAUUUAUGGAAUGUGGAACCUUUAUGUCUUUGCCCUCAUGUUCCUGUAUGCGCCCUCACACAAAAACUAUGGUGAAGAUCAGUCAAAUGAUGACCUGGGAGUAAGCAGCGGAGAAGAACUUCAGCUCACGACCACCAUCACCCAUGUUGAUGGACCAACAGAGGUUUACAAACUGGCUCGCAAGGACGCCCAGGAGUAACCAAGAAAGCAUAGCUUAUCAAGCACAGAAAGCAACACAUGCAACAAUAGCAGUAUUUUC